This is a messenger RNA of Toxorhynchites rutilus septentrionalis, 6151 nucleotides long. RefSeq names its product NPC intracellular cholesterol transporter 1 homolog 1b (gene Npc1b). Gene Ontology annotation, cellular component: membrane. The transcript has 7 exons. The record is from RefSeq and is a predicted model, not a curated record. Bases 363 to 4196 code for a protein of 1277 amino acids. Lineage: Eukaryota; Metazoa; Arthropoda; Insecta; Diptera; Culicidae. Gene Ontology annotation, molecular function: lipid carrier activity.
UCAAAGCCAGGUGUUCAAUUGGAAAGAGGUUUCUUCCAAGCUCUCCGUAGCAUUUGUUUAUCAGAAAAUUGAGUUGCUCCCGGUCGGUCGACGACACGUUGCCGUUCGCUAGUUAUGCGUCGCAAUUGUAACAUUGUAACGGUAUUUUUCUCCCGGAGGAAUUAGUUAUCUCACGUGCACCAGAGCGGAGGUUAAUCUUAUCAAUUGGGAUUUUUUGGAGUCUAGUCGUACACAGGAGAAUUGAUGUGGUUCAGUAUACUAUAGGUGGCCUAGUGUGUUGGACAUUCUUAGGGAAACUGGGUUAAAAACCGAAUAACCAGUGGAAUUUGGGUGAAGCGGAGUGCUUCGAAGUGAUGUGAGAAAUGAUAAGUCUUAGAAAAUCGGAUUUUCUUAAAGUUCACUGCAUGAUAUGUGUGGUGAUCUUGAUAACAUGUCAACUAGCUAUUCAGAGCGUCUUGGCUCAGAAUGACGAACCUCACUGUGUGAUGUAUGGGAUCUGUAGCACGAUCGGUAUUCACUCGCAGAACUGUCCGACUACGGAUGUAGCCAAACCGUUGAACAACGCGGAUGGGGUGGAGAUUAUGCGCAAACGGUGCGCAUUUAUGUUCGAAGACGAAAACACUCCACUGUGUUGCGACUACGGGCAGCUGUUGGAGCUGGACAAGAACUUCAAAACGGCCGAAGGGUUGUUCGGUCGAUGUGAGACCUGCAUCAAGAAUAUGUUGUUCAGUAUCUGCAGCAUGGCAUGUAGCUCAGAGCAGAGUAGAUUCUUGACGGCGCAUACUCAUGAAAGCGGUCAGUACGUGGAGAGCGUUGACUUCCGGAUAGAUCGGGCACACAUCGAAGGGGUGUACGACUCGUGCAAAGGUAUCGUUCUGCCCUCGAGCGGGAAGUACGCCAUGGAUAUCGCCUGUGGAAGCUGGGAAUCAACGCGAUGCACUGCCGAGCGAUGGUUCAAGUAUCUCGGUGACGCGAUCGAGAAUGAAUAUGUGCCGUUCACAAUAGAAUACCAUCUGGAGGAAGGCGCGGAGAAGCGAUACAAUCAGGAUGUGUUGUCCUGCAGCGAAGCCUACAAUGGGUCUCUGAGCUGUUCGUGUGUGGAUUGCUUCGAGAGUUGCCCGGUCUCGGAUCCUCCGGAAGCCGACGAUCCGGGAUUUAUGGUCGGAGAUCUGAACGGGGUUACGUUUGUUAUCGCUGUCGUUGUGGGCGGGGUUGGUUUGAUGUUGAUCCUGAUAUUCGCUUUCUUGAGAUCCUAUGAAGGAAUGCCUGAGUUUCCACGGUUUUUGGGAGGUUUCCCUGCAGUCAACGUUUGGCUAUCCAAAUUCUUCACUCAUUGGGGGACUUUUUGUGCUGCCCAUCCGAUCCUGAUUUUGGCGAUCUGUUCGUGGCUUGUCGGAGGUCUCUGCUAUGGGAUCAUUUUUCUAGAGAUAACAACCGAUCCGGUCGAGUUGUGGGCAGCUCCAGAGAGCCGUUCUCGUAUCGAGAAGGACUAUUUCGACUCACGCUUCUCACCCUUCUUCCGGAACACCCAGAUGUUCAUCAAACCAACCAGGCAGAACUACAUCGUCCAUCCAACGGUGAUGGGAAAUGUCACGUUCGGUCCAGCGUACGACAAAGAAUUCCUGCUGGAGGUGUUCGCCCUACAGGAGCACAUAGAACAAAUAGGUCAAGCCGAAGGAGCCGGUUUGGAGAAGAUCUGCUUUGCGCCGAUGACGGCUGCUGGGGAGGAAACGGUGCUGUCCGAGUGCACAAUACAGUCUGUGUUUGGGUACUUCAUGAAUGACUACGACAAGUUCAACAGUGUCCGCACGGAUAGGGAAGGCUUCGAGGUGAACUAUUUGAACGUGAUUAACGAUUGUACGAGGAAUGCGUAUCUACCGGCUUGCUUCGGUCCAUACGGUGGACCUAUUGAGCCGGGGAUAGCGGUCGGAGGUUUUCCCAAGCCAGCCAUGGGCGAGAGUCCUGAUUUUAGGCUUGCUACGGGUGUUAUUGUUACGUUCUUGAUCAACAACAGGGCGAACAAGGACGAAUUGGGACCGAUGAUGGAGUGGGAGAAGAAAUUUAUCCAGUUUAUUGAGAAGUAUGAGAACCCGAUGCUGGACAUAGCAUACACCGCCGAGCGAUCCAUCGAGGAUGGGAUUGAUGCGAUGUCCGAGGCGGAGAUGUAUACGGUGAUCAUCAGCUACGCGGUUAUGUUCGUCUACAUCACAAUCUCUCUGGGGAAGAUCAGUGGCUUCCGGACGUUCUUCACUGAAUCCAAAAUAAUCUUAGCCAUAGGGGGUAUAGUGAUAGUGCUGGUGUCAGUUGUUUGUAGUCUUGGGUUCUUCGGAUAUCUACGCCUUGCAACCACAAUGUUGACCAUAGAAGUGAUACCAUUCCUGGUGCUGGCGGUGGGUGUUGAUAACAUCUUCAUGUUGGUUCAUGCAUUUCAACGAAUCGAUAGAAUCGAAACUCCGGAAACUCCUGACGCCAUUGGGAGGGCUCUGGGGAAGAUUGGUCCGUCAAUUCUGCUCACCACUGCUAGCGAAUGUUGCUGUUUCGCAAUUGGUGGUCUAUCUCCGAUGCCGGCUGUGAACACGUUCGCUUGGUAUGCAACGGUGGCACUGCUAGUGGACUUCCUUCUACAAAUUACAGCCUUUGUUGCUCUGCUUGCGAUCGAUGAACGCCGAUCGGCUAGUGGUCGGUGGGAUCUAUUUUGCUGUGUCAAGAGUGAACAGAAAGUUUCAAAGCAGCAGGAAAUCGGAUUUCUAGAGAAGAUUUUUGGAAAAUACUACGCCCCACUGCUCAUGAACAAGACCGUCCGGCUGGUUGUGCUGGCGUUCUUCGUGAUACUGUCUUCCCUGUCGCUAAUGGUUGUGCCAAAUGUCGAACCAGGACUGGAUCAACAAUUGUCCAUGCCGAAGGACUCACACCUGGUUAAGUACUUCCAGUUUAUGGCCGAUUUGCUAUGGAUGGGUCCUCCGGUUUAUUUUGUGCUGAAGGCAGGGUUGAACUACAGCUAUGUGGGAGACCAGAACAAGGUUUGUGGUGGGGUGCUGUGCGAUACGGAUUCGGUACAGACGAUGCUGUACCUCGCCUCGAGGUACCCGGAAAUAACCCGAAUUGCCCGACCAUCUUCCUCCUGGCUGGAUGACUACAUUGACUGGCUUGGCAUCGAAGGUUGCUGUCGUGAAAAUCCGCUGGAUGGGUCCUUCUGCAUGAGUACCAACACAUUCUGCCCGUCCUGCCCAAAGGAGUUCGACGAAACCGGAAUUCGUCCGACCGUGCCCCAGUUCGAACGCUACAUGGAGUUCUUCUUGUCUGAUCUGCCAGACGAUCGGUGUGCGAAGGCCGGCAGGGCUGCGUACCUAACGGCACUGAACUACGUACAGGACUCGCGGGGUCAUCUGAACGUUCAUGAUUCGUACUUCAUGAGUUAUCACACGACGGUGGUCACUUCGAGGGAUUUCUACGAGGCACUCCAGUGGGCGCGAAGGGUCACCGACGAUAUCCAGCAGAUGCUCGACGAGAAGGGUGCCGGGGUGAAGAUAUUCCCCUACAGUGUAUUCUACGUCUUCUACGAGCAGUACUUAACAAUUUGGACGGAUACAUUGGUGUCGCUGGGACUGUCACUGGCGGCGGUGUUUUUGGUUACUUUCCUAGUGACCGGACUGGACAUUGUAUUCUCAUUGAUUGUGCUGCUGAUGGUGUUCUUGAUUUUGCUCAACAUGGGAGGUUUUAUGUGGCUUUGGAACAUCACAUUGAAUGCGGUUUCUCUGGUCAAUCUGGUUAUGUGCGUUGGAAUCGGGGUUGAGUUUAUUUCGCACAUCGUGAGGUCGUACAAAAAUGAAGAGGGGACGAAAAUCGAAAGAGCUGCUUUGUCGUUGACUAAAACGGGUAGCAGCGUGUUCUCCGGCAUAACUUUGACAAAGUUUGCCGGAAUAAUUGUGUUGGCUUUCGCCAAGUCGCAGAUAUUCCAAAUAUUCUACUUCCGGAUGUACUUGGGCAUCGUGGUACUCGGAGCACUCCAUGGUUUGGUACUACUUCCGGUGUUUCUCAGCUACAUUGGACCACCUUCGGUGAAGAAGACGUCAACAACCAGUCCCUACAUGCCGAUGGAUCAUCCUGAGGAUUCCGAAGCUGUGACAGUAAAACGAGGAGAAUAUGAAGCACCAGUACGGGAGUCGUCAAUCCCAUACGAAAAACACAGAUUGUAGUCACCAUAAGUAAUUUAUUGAGUUUUUACACAACAAUACACGUAAUUCAGAUUCAAUACUCCUUCAACUGGGUAGCUUGAAUGGAAUUCCAGUGAACCGCGGUCGCUGGGUAAUCCUAUCUGCGUUUAUUUUCUCCCCGACAAUCGUAAUCUCCUGACGUUUUUUGGGAUUGUACAGUAAAUGGAUAUCGUCCGUGUCCAGCUUAUAGAAUGGUUCCGUAUGCCAACCGUAGCUGUUAAAAAGACGUUUAACUUGAAAAUUUUACUCAACGCCAACCCCCCUCACGUCUCCACUCACCACUGAUUCUCCGUCCGAGGCUCUCGGUACUUCUCCCGCGGUCCCUCGGCGAUGUUCUUCUCCAGCAACUUGAAGUACUUGUCGAAACUAUCCAAGCGACUUUGCGCUUCGACCGUUGUCGAAUCAUAUUUGGACCAGAAUUUGAUCGCAAUCGGCACCCGGUUCAGAUUGGGCAGGAAGUGAUCCGUCACACGGAUGUGGGUAUUCUGCUUGUUGAUCACUUCUUUCUCGAACGCGUACGACACAAUGGCCGGAGGCUUCGGAAGUUCUUCCUCCUGAACGGAUGCCAUCUCUUUCAUUUUCACUCGCGCGCUGCUCUCUGGACUGCUUUGAUUUGAGACUAAACCAGAGGUGAGGCGCACACACACCUUAUCGAUUCGAACCGAACAGAGUGACUGAACUCGGACUCGGAACCCUUCCCCGCGCAAGGAAGAAUCCUAAUUCCGCCAAAAAAAUGCCUACCCCAGAGCGCGCACAACGCGGCAACAAUACUCGGUGAUGACUAUCCGAAGCCCCAAAAAAAGCAGGGAAGCUAAAUGGAAGCAAUAAAUUGCAAAAUAAUUUAUAUCGCUAAUGGGGUGGGGUGAAGCAGUUCGCCAGAAACUAGGUGAAAGUGAUAGAAGCAGGGGUUGGGGCCGUAAAUUUGCUCGGCAUAUUUUUUAAUUUGUAUUGCGAUAAACAAAUUCCUUCGGUGAGUUUGUAUGUUUAUGGGACCACUGCAGAGAAGAAAAGGGGCGAAAUGCGGUGGCAAAAUUCAAGGUUGAAAAUAAGUUUGUCUUUCGUGGUUAUUCUUCCACCGUUGAACUUCUAGUUGUCAAAUAUUUUGCGCUGCCCCUUCGUUACCACCUGGGUGGCAUUUUUGGCAGUAGCGGAAUUGACUUCGUUGAUGGUGGGAGGAGGUAUCCUUUGAAUAUUUUUAUUUAUAUAGGUUAUGCUCGGUGGAUUUCCUUUGGAUGGAACAUGACCUUUACAAGAUAUGAAAAAUUGUAACUCAUGGUUGAACACCGUUUUGGGCUCUGAUAGAUGUCUCACGCUUUUGGCAAAUUGAAUUCAGAAGCAAAGCACAUUUUUGAUACGGUAAUUUCGUAAGUGGUGUGCGUUGGGUGUUACAGAGUUUGUCGAUUCAAACGCGAAAAUUAUACACAUAUAAUUAACCGCGCGGAAGCUUGGUUAUUCUGAAAAAUCCAAUCCAAUCCAGAAAAAUUUUAUUCCAAAUUCAAAUAUAUACUGCAUUAUUAUCUAAUAAAAAAAAGUAAAAAAAAGCAUUUCAAGACGAACGGUUUCAUUGUGCUUAAACAUGAUAAUAAUACAACUAAUGUCUUAAAAGCUAAAAAAUAGCUAGACAAGAAGCAGUUAGCAAUUAUCACUCCGCAUCCUUUAUUAAUUUAGGGGAGACUAGAAUAAAAUCGAGGGGCAUGUGAUGAAUCAACUGACUGUGGAUAAUGGAAUUUUUAUUAAAUUUUAUUAUAUUUUAUUUAAUUUUAUUUCUCACUUAAUUUUUUCUUUAAUAUUUUCAUGAUGUACCGUGUUCUGUUAGUCAAAUCAUUUCAUUCGGUAAUGACACUGAGGGUAUUGUAAAAAUACAUAGUUGACAUAGUAGUUCAUUAUAUAGUGCAUUUAUUUGAUACACAUAUCCCAAUAAACUCUUUUUUAGAUAA